Cetraspora pellucida is the source of this 153-nucleotide messenger RNA. The record is from the annotation of a GenBank genome assembly. Lineage: Eukaryota; Fungi; Glomeromycota; Glomeromycetes; Diversisporales; Gigasporaceae.
AUGCCUAAAAUAUUAAGAAAAAUAGGAAUAUUGAAACCUAAAAUUGUCUAUCUAAAUGCAGAAAAGAAUUAUACUAUAGGUGAUACAGAAUCAGAAAAGUUUAACUUUGAAGCAGAGACAGCUAAAAUUGAUGUAAUAUUAGCUGAAAUUUAG